GUGCAGCUAUAUACAGGGAUUACCAGUACCAGAUCAAUGUGCAGCUAUAUACAGGGAUUACCAGUACCAGAUCAAUGUGCAGCUAUAUACAGGGAUUACCAGAUCAAUGUGCAGCUAUAUACAGGGAUUACCAGUACCAGAUCAAUGUGCAGCUAUACAGGGAUUACCAGAUCAAUGUGCAGCUAUAUACAGGGAUUACCAGUACCAGAUCAAUGUGCAGCUAUAUACAGGGAUUACCAGUACCAGAUCAAUGUGCAGCUAUAUACAGGGAUUACCAGUACCAGGUCAAUGUGCAGCUAUAUACAGGGAUUACCAGUACCAGGUCAAUGUGCAGCUAUAUACAGGGAUUACCAGUACCAGGUCAAUGUGCAGCUAUAUACAGGGAUUACCAGGUCAAUGUGCAGCUAUAUACAUGGAUUACCAGUACCAGGUCAAUGUGCAGCUAUAUACAGGGAUUACCAGGUCAAUGUGCAGCUAUAUACAUGGAUUACCAGUACCAGGUCAAUGUGCAGCUAUAUACAUGGAUUACCAGUACCAGGUCAAUGUGCAGCUAUAUACAGGGAUUACCAGUACCAGAUGAAUGUGCAGCUAUACACAGGGAUUACCAGUACCAGGUCAAUGUGCAGCUAUAUACAGGGAUUACCAGUACCAGAUGAAUGUGCAGCUAUAUACAGGGAUUACCAGUACCAGGUCAAUGUGCAGCUAUAUACAGGGAUUACCAGAUCAAUGUGCAGCUAUAUACAGGGAUUACCAGAUCAAUGUGCAGCUAUAUACAGGGAUUACCAGAUCAAUGUGUGGCUAUAUACAGGGAUUGCCAGGUCAAUGUGUGGCUAUAUACAGGGAUUACCAGGUCAAUGUGUGGCUAUAUACAGGGAUUGCCAGAUCAAUGUGCAACUAUAUACAGGAAGUACCAGAUCAAUGCGCGACUAUAUACAGGAAGUACCAGAUCAAUGUGCAACUAUAUACAGGAAGUACCAGAUCAAGGAGAUAAAUGUGCAGGGUAAAGUGACAAGGCAUCAGGACAGACCAUAA
This is a messenger RNA of Oncorhynchus keta (chum salmon), 1032 nucleotides long. RefSeq lists its product as uncharacterized. Lineage: Eukaryota; Metazoa; Chordata; Actinopteri; Salmoniformes; Salmonidae. The transcript has 5 exons. The coding region runs from base 37 to 1032 and encodes 331 amino acids. The record is from RefSeq and is a predicted model, not a curated record.